AUGUUAUCCUUCACCUUGCUCACCCCCUCGCUGAAUGCGCGCCCGGCCGUGCUGACUUCGGCUGCGUCGCGCGCGAGCGCGCCGCACAUGAUGGCCUGGAAAUCGGACACAUCGAUUGGCAGCGCGCUCAGGUCGAGCCGCGACACACUUGGGAUCGGCCAGGUGCCAUCCAACCUCAUCGGCAAUGUGGUUCCCACCUCGAUCGGCAAGGAGCUCACGCCGGCGUCGGUGGCUGCGCCGGCGGCCGUCACCGAGGCGGAGGUGCUCGAGUGCCAGGCCAAGUGGGCCAACGCGAUCGCGUCCAUCUCGUCCGUCUACCUCGAGGAGGGCGACUUUGUCGCGGCGGCGGGCGAGGCGGCGGGAGAGCUGUACGGCUACGGCCACCACAACGUGCUCUUCAAGCCGACCAAGGCGACCAAGCACCCCUUCCGCGCGACGGGCGCCGAGGCGAUGUCGUACUUUGUGGGCGCCGAGGCGAUGAAGAACGACGAGUUCAAGGGCGAGGACGCCGGCUUCGCCAUCAACGGCGGCAAGGGGUGGAGCAAGGUGGUCUUCACCAACCACCAGAUCGACCUCAACGGCGAGACGGCCACGGCGAUGGGCUCGUACGACUUCACCUGCGCCACGACCGGCGACGUGGCCACGGUCGAGUACACCUUCGGCUACAAGCGGUGCGCCGACGGCAAGCCGCGCAUCUAUCUCCACCACUCGUCGGUGCCCUACUCGGCCUAA
Emiliania huxleyi CCMP1516 is the source of this 732-nucleotide messenger RNA. RefSeq lists its product as hypothetical. The record is from RefSeq and is a predicted model, not a curated record. The transcript is spliced from 2 exons. Lineage: Eukaryota; Haptophyta; Isochrysidales; Noelaerhabdaceae. The coding region runs from base 1 to 732 and encodes 243 amino acids.